Messenger RNA from Elgaria multicarinata webbii, 6048 nucleotides. It is a transcript of the gene SLC12A6, whose product is annotated as solute carrier family 12 member 6. NCBI's taxonomy places the organism in Eukaryota, Metazoa, Chordata, Lepidosauria, Squamata, Anguidae. The transcript is spliced from 24 exons. Gene Ontology annotation, biological process: potassium ion homeostasis; chloride transmembrane transport; cell volume homeostasis. Bases 1011 to 4490 code for a protein of 1159 amino acids. Gene Ontology annotation, cellular component: plasma membrane. The record is from RefSeq and is a predicted model, not a curated record. Gene Ontology annotation, molecular function: potassium:chloride symporter activity.
CAGUAGUAGCAGCCCACGGCAGCGCGCGCCGGCAAAGUGCGCGCGAGACCCCUUCAGAACGUUGGGAGAGCAGCUGCGGCGCGCGCCUCAGGAACCUAUAGGAAACAUAUGUUCUCUCAAGCUAUCGGAGCGAUAGUCAUUCCCUUGCACUAAGCCCCAUCCAAUGGUUAUCUUCUCAAGUCAGGACCUCUGAAAACCGCCUCGAGCCUGUGGAAUAAUUGGGCAUCCUUUUACAGUGACACCAUCUUGAGGAAUAACUACACUCUUUGCCUUUUUUUACACUCUUGCACUGGGACGCUGUGACAUUUCUCCUCUUCAGUUUGAGAUAAGAAGCCUCUCAGAGUUCCUGCACCAGAACUAUAAGGGAUAUUUGCAACAAAGAAUAUUUUCCUUGCAUGUCACACUGGAAAACAUGUGGAUUAUGAUGUUACUUUUAACAGGAGCCCUCUAGCCUUUUUGUGCACCUUUCAGAACUUUGCACUUGGAUUUUCCCAGGUGGGAAGAAAUUACCUCUAUUCAAUUCGCUGUGCCAAAAAUUAUACUUGCGUAAAAUAAAUUUUGACCAGGGUCUGUGAGACGGGCCUCUUACAGGUGCAGCUUAACGCCAGGAGCGUGCAGUAUGGGUGUUUGGCAGACAAAGAUUACAACCAUCUUUCAUUUGGAUCUGUAAGCUGCCUCUGGAAACAGAAAACUCUGUCAUAUUUGCCUGAUAAAUGGGACUCUUUGAACUAAUCAUCCAUGAAAUACUAGCCUGCAAAAUCAUGGGGUAUCUUCCUCGCUCCAUUUUUGGCCAAGCUUGUGGAAAAUCUACCUGAUAAUAAUUGUGGCAGGCAGUUCAUGAAUUAAUGCUAGACAUGAAUCUUUCUCUUGAGAACAGCUUUGGUAGUACAAUUGGCGUCUGUUACUCUUUUGAAUGGUCUUCUUCCUCUUACUAUUUAGCAUCCGCAUCCAAGUCUUAAAGUUAUCAAGGAAGUAAUCCCCCCCCCCCCCGUUCCAUUUCUCCUUCCAAGAUGGCUUCAGUCCGGUUCAUGGUUACUCCCACAAAAAUUGAUGAUAUCCCGGGCCUGUCUGAUACCAGCCCAGACCUCAGCUCCCGCUCCAGCUCCCGUGUCCGCUUCAGUUCCAGAGAAAGCGUUCCCGAAACAAGCCGCAGCGAAGGUGCCAGUGACUUUUCUAGAGCUACCACUUCAUUGGCCACUGAAGCUGCUGAGCCAGCUAUUGACAAGACAACCAAUCCCCGCUCAGAUGUGGCUGAAGAUCCUGGACACAAGAAGGAUCCCCAUGCCUAUCUCAACAACAUCAACUAUGAAGAUGGCGAUGAAUUCUUUGACAAGAAUUUGGCACUCUUUGAGGAGGAGAUGGACACCCGGCCCAAGGUGUCCUCCCUGCUCAACCGCAUGGCCAACUACACCAACUUGAUGCAGGGUGCCCGAGAACAUGAGGAGGCUGAAAAUGUCCCUCCAGGCAAGAAAAAACCCACCAAGACUCCACAGAUGGGCACGUUUAUGGGAGUCUACCUGCCCUGCCUUCAGAACAUCUUUGGAGUGAUUCUUUUCUUGAGACUCACCUGGGUGGUUGGUACAGCGGGAGUGUUGCAAGCCUUUGCCAUUGUCCUCAUCUGCUGCUGCUGUACGCUGCUAACAGCCAUCUCCAUGAGUGCCAUUGCCACCAAUGGAGUUGUGCCUGCUGGGGGUUCAUAUUUCAUGAUCUCAAGAGCACUGGGGCCCGAGUUUGGAGGAGCUGUGGGACUGUGCUUCUAUCUGGGCACUACCUUUGCUGCUGCAAUGUAUAUCUUGGGAGCCAUUGAAAUCUUCCUGAUGUACAUUGCCCCUGAAGCAGCUAUCUUUCAUAGUAAAGAUCCCCUGAAGGAGUCGGCAGCCAUAUUGAACAACAUGCGGGUGUAUGGCUCAGCCUUCCUGGUUCUCAUGGUGCUGGUGGUGUUCGUGGGCGUGCGCUACGUGAACAAGUUCGCCUCUCUCUUUCUCGCCUGUGUCAUUGUCUCCAUCCUGGCUAUCUAUGCUGGUGCCAUCAAGUCCUCCUUUGCACCUCCCGAUUUCCCUGUGUGCAUGCUGGGGAAUCGCUCCCUCUCUGGACACAACUUUGACAAAUGCACCAAGACUCAAGAUCUUGACAACCUCACGGUGCCCACUCGCCUCUGGGAAUACUUCUGCAACUACAGCAAGCAUCUAAAUACCUCUUGUGACGAGUAUUUUCAACACAACAACGUCACUGUUAUCCAGGGCAUCCCAGGGCUGGCCAGUGGCAUUAUCACCGAGAAUCUUUGGAGCAGUUACUUGAUGAAAGGCGAGAUCAUUGAGAAGCCAUCACAGCCCUCGGUUGAUGCUGGGGGAGCCCUGAACCAGCUUUACGUGCUGUCUGAUAUCACCACUUCCUUUACCCUUCUUGUGGGCAUCUUUUUCCCCUCGGUCACUGGAAUCAUGGCUGGAUCAAAUCGUUCUGGGGACCUGAGGGAUGCCCAGAAAUCUAUUCCCAUUGGUACCAUCUUGGCUAUUCUCACCACCUCUUUUGUGUAUCUUAGCAAUGUGGUGCUGUUUGGAGCUUGUGUGGAAGGCGUCGUGCUCAGAGACAAGUUUGGUGACACAGUGAAGGGGAACCUAGUGGUGGGGACACUGUCCUGGCCUUCUCCGUGGGUCAUUGUCAUUGGUUCAUUCUUCUCCACAUGUGGCGCUGGGCUGCAGAGCCUCACUGGUGCACCUCGGCUGCUCCAGGCCAUAGCUAAGGACAACAUUAUACCCUUCCUGCGGGUAUUUGGCCAUGGCAAAGCCAAUGGGGAGCCCACCUGGGCCUUGCUCCUUACAGCAGGCAUUGCAGAACUGGGGAUCCUCAUUGCUUCUUUGGACUUGGUGGCCCCCAUCCUCUCCAUGUUCUUCCUGAUGUGUUACCUCUUCGUCAACCUGGCCUGCGCCUUACAAACCCUGCUACGCUCCCCCAACUGGAGACCCCGCUUCCGGUAUUACCACUGGGCUCUCUCUUUCAUGGGCAUGAGUAUCUGUGUGGCACUCAUGUUCAUCUCCUCCUGGUAUUACGCCAUCGUCGCCAUGGUGAUAGCUGGAAUGAUCUACAAAUAUAUUGAGUACCACGGGGCUGAGAAGGAGUGGGGCGACGGCAUCCGCGGCCUGUCCCUGAGUGCAGCCCGCUUUGCCUUGCUGCGCCUUGAGGAGGGGCCACCCCACACCAAGAACUGGAGGCCACAACUGCUGGUGCUGAUAAAGCUGGAUGAGGACCUGCAUGUGAAGCAUCCACGCCUGCUCACCUUUGCCUCCCAGCUGAAAGCCGGCAAGGGUCUCACCAUUGUAGGCUCCGUCAUGGUGGGCAACUUCUUGGAGAGCUACUGUGAGGCACUGGCCGCCGAGCAGACCAUCAAGCACCUGAUGGAGGCGGAGAGGGUGAAAGGCUUCUGCCAGAUCGUGGUGGCUGCCAAGGUGCGAGAGGGCAUCUCCCACCUCAUUCAGUCCUGCGGGCUGGGUGGCAUGAAGCACAACACGGUGGUGAUGGGCUGGCCCAACGCCUGGCGCCAGAGCGAGGACGCCCGCGCUUGGAAGACCUUCAUUGGCACCGUCCGCGUGACUACAGCUGCCCACCUAGCCUUGCUCGUGGCAAAGAACGUGGCCUUCUUCCCCAGUAAUGCAGAGCCCUUUCCUGAGGGCAACAUCGACGUCUGGUGGAUCGUGCACGAUGGCGGGAUGCUGAUGCUACUCCCUUUCCUCCUCAAGCAACACAAGGUCUGGCGCAAGUGCAAAAUCCGCAUCUUCACAGUCGCCCAGCUGGAGGACAACAGCAUCCAGAUGAAGAAGGAUCUGGCAACCUUCCUCUACCACCUCCGCAUUGAGGCAGAGGUGGAAGUGGUGGAAAUGCAUGACAGUGACAUCUCUGCCUACACAUAUGAGCGAACUCUGAUGAUGGAGCAGCGCUCUCAGAUGUUGCGGCAAAUGCGUCUCUCUAAGACGGAGCGGGACCGAGAGGUGAACUGGGAUAGACAAGGUGGGAGGGAAGAGGUUGAAAGAUCAGCAGUUUCUGGUUUCUCCUUCACUGGUCUACCCGGGAUACCUUCCUCACAGGCCCAGCUCGUGAAGGACAGGAACUCUAUGUUGCGGUUGACCAGCAUAGGCUCAGAUGAUGAUGAGGAGACCGAGACUUACCAGGAGAAGGUGCACAUGACUUGGACCAAGGACAAGUACAUGGCAUCCCUUGGGCAUAAACCCAAGACGCUGGAAGGUUUUCAAGAUCUGCUCAACAUGCGACCGGACCAGUCCAAUGUGCGCCGCAUGCACACAGCUGUCAAGCUCAAUGAGGUCAUUGUCAACAAGUCCCACGAGGCCAAGCUCGUGCUGCUCAACAUGCCAGGCCCACCACGGAAUCCUGAGGGUGAUGAGAACUAUAUGGAGUUCCUAGAGGUCCUGACAGAGGGUCUGGAGCGUGUGCUGCUUGUCCGGGGCGGUGGCAGCGAGGUCAUCACCAUCUACUCCUAGGGGAGUUGGGAGGGCUUCCCCCUGAUGGACUGUGUUCUGUCAAAUCAGCAUCUGCUUCCUGCCUGUUACCACCUGCCACUUGAUCUCCCAAGGAGAGGAGCAAUCAGCACCACACCUCCUUUGCUUUCUUUUCCCUGUGGCAAGUUGGGGUCUUCGGUUAAGGUGGUUUUCCCCUUUGGGAGGAUGGAGGGCCGACGCUUCCCCCUUGCCUUCCGUAAUGUUAGAGGCACGUGCUAGAAACGGCAUAGACUUGCCCCAAGAGGGCAUUAGACCGGAGUAGGGGUGGGAGGUGACUCCAUCUCUCCCUCCACUAGUGUAGGAAAAGUGAGGCAAGUGCUAACGUCGGGAGGGUUCAAGAGGAGCAAACAAACCCAGGGAUGCUCCCACUGCUUCCACCUUAGAGCUGCUGCCGCCGCCGCCGCCACCACCUUCUGCUAGCCAUUACAUGGAUGGAUCCACAGGGUCCUUCAGCUGGAACAUGGUGGGCUUAGACCAGCUGGAGAGACUGUUACAUGUCACUGGAGUAUCAAGAGAAACACGAAGAGGGGAAAAGGGCUGCUGCUGGGAGACUUACUGGGACGUGCAACUUCCACUGUGCCAUUCCCUUCUGGUCAUUGCCAAAACCUUUCUGCUGUCUUUCCCCAUUGAAAUUGAAGUGGGGAGUAUUUAGAAAGAUGGUCGUGACAUUUAUAGUAUUUAUCCUCUCCCCUACUCCCUUGGGGGAUUCUGAAAUCCAAAUUCACUGUUUGCUGGGAGUGCGGGUAGAGAGGAAUGGCAGACUCUGAAGCCGGGAAGAUGAUGGCAGCAUCCUGACCGAGGAACAGAAAUGACUGGUCUCCCAGGUCCUUUCCCCUCUGGCCCUUGCGCUCCCGUCUGAGUAAGGAAGCUAGAGAACCUAGUUUUCCCAGCCCUUUUAGGUGUUCUGUAGAACGGAGAGAGUGUGUGCAACUGGGGGGGAGGAGGAGGAGAACGGAGCAUCUCUUUCCUGGACAGUUAAAGAAGGAGGCAAAAAAAGUCCUUCUGACUUCUGUAACUGUGCUCCUGAAGGGCCAUCCCUCCCCCCACUUCCAUCUCACAUAAGAGGGGAACAACUACAAUCCUUUCUAUGCCAGACAAUAAAGAUUGCUCCCUUUUUAGAAUAGGUGUGUCAAUAGUGAGGACCCACAACUUGCUGUUUUCGUGAGUGUUGGGAAAUGAGUCCUUCCUCCCCUCUACAGACACAAACUUGGGAAAAGGUGCCGUGUCUGUUUUGUCCUAUCCAAUUUCAAUAAUGGAUGUCUAAAUCUCCUCCUACUCACACCCCUUGUUCAUGAAUUCUGCACAGGGAGAACUCCCUUGGGGUGCCCUUAAAGCAGACACAUCUCCAGCCUCUCCUCCAAAUUUAUUUUUAAAGGGAAUUUCACACACACACACACACACACACAAAAUUCUCAUCUUUAUUUUGGGGAGGCUUUUUAAUUUAUUGGGGUGUGAACCUGUUUACAUAGCAUCAAGUUUUGGGGUAUGAUUUUUUUUUUGCUUCCUGAAUUAUGUAAUGAAUAAACAUUUUAUAUAUAAA